GGAAAUUUUGGUAGGGUUGGUCUCUUGCGUUGCCAAUCAGAAGCAAGAACAAUGUGACUAGCUGAGCUAUGUUCACACUAAAGGUCUCAGACAUGCAAUUAAUGUUAUAAAUGAGAUAGUAGCAUCUUGGUUAGCAAACAGUGGAAAAAGAUGGAUGACAGAAUGAACAAGAGUGACAAAGACGAAAUGGAGAAGGAGAAAGCUACCGUCGCAACAGAUGAUGAGCCUGAAAUCAACUACAGAGGAUGGAAAGCCAUGCCAUUUAUUAUAGGGAAUGAAACCUUUGAGAAACUGGGAGCCAUUGGUACCUUAGCCAACUUGUUGAUCUACCUCACUACUGUCUUCAACUUGAAGAGUAUUACAGCUGCAACUAUGAUUAAUAUCUUCAAUGGCACUACAAAUUUUGGAACCCUGGUCGGAGCUUUCCUCUGUGAUACUUACUUCGGCCGCUACAAAACCUUGGGAUUUGCUACAGCUGCCUCUUUCUUGGGAUUGCAAGCAAUACAACUAACAGCAGCCAUUCCAGAGUUGCAUCCUCACCGGUGUGCAGCAAAAGAGAGUGGGGAAUGCGAAGGGCCAACAGCAGGGCAACUGGCAUUUCUGCUAAUGGGUUUGGGGCUAAUGAUUGUGGGAGCUGGGGGCGUUCGGCCAUGUAACUUAGCAUUUGGGGUGGACCAAUUCAAUCCUAAAACAGAAGCUGGAAAGAGAGGAAUCGACAGCUUCUUCAAUUGGUACUUCUUCACCUUCACUUUUGCGCAGAUGGUAUCCUUAACCCUCAUCGUCUACAUUCAAUCAAACGUGAGUUGGGCUAUUGGCCUUGGGAUUCCUGCAACUCUCAUGUUUAUAGCUUGUGUGGUGUAUUUUGUUGGUUCCAAAAUAUAUGUCAAAGUUAAAGCUACUGGUAGUCCAAUGACCAGUGUAGCACAAGUAAUAGUGGUAGCUAUCAAGAAAAGGAAAUUAAAACCUGUGGAACAGCCUUGGCUCUCCCUUUUCAAGUAUAUUCCUCCCAAUUCUAUCAACUCCAAGCUUCCCUACACCGACCAAUUCAGAUUCCUGGAUAAAGCAGCAAUUGUGACACCCCAAGAUGAAAUAAAGGGUGAUGGAUCACCAGCGGAUCCAUGGAGACUCUGCAGCUUGCAGCAAGUAGAAGAAGUGAAAUGCCUGUUUAGAGUGCUUCCUAUAUGGGCAUCACAAAUCAUGUAUUGUGUUACCCUUGUUCAACUGCAUACCUAUGCCGUGUUCCAAGCCGUUCAAUCUGAUAGACGCCUCGGAAACAGCAACUUCAAGAUCCCAGCUGCAUCCUAUGUUGUCUUCAUGAUGCUUAGCCUGACCAUUUUCAUACCCGUAUACGAUCGAGCUGUCGUUCCAUUCCUUCGAAAAAUCAGAGGGAAAGAAGGGGGCAUUACAAUCCUGCAGAGGAUCGGUAUUGGGAUGUUUGUCUCCAUAUUCACCAUGCUUGUGUCUGGCAUGGUAGAACAACACCGAAGAAGCAUAGCUCUGACGAAACCGACCCUAGGAGUUGUGCCAAGGAAAGGUGCCAUUUCGUCAAUGUCAGCCUCGAUUUUAAUCCCUCAAUUCAUACUUGGUGGACUGACGGAAGCGUUUGCAUCCAUUGGCCUCAUUGAAUUCUACUACAAGCAGUUCCCUGAGAACAUGAAAAGCAUCGGAGGGUCUCUAUUCUACUGUGGGUUGGCAGGUUCAAAUUAUUUCAGUAGCUUGUUGAUCUUUAUAAUUCAUCGAACAACAAACCGCACAGCCACCGGAAACUGGUUAGAGGAGGAUCUGAAUAAGGGAAGAUUGGAUUACUACUAUUACAUAAUUGCUGGCCUAGGAAUCUUAAACUUGGGCUACUUUUUGUUAUGCGCAAGUUGGUAUAAGUACAAAGGAAACAGCGACAACACCCCUGAGCUUGAACUUCACGUUAAUGGCGAGAAACAGCAGUCUGAUAAACCUUAGUCUUAUGUUGAAUUGUAUUCAUAUAUAGAUGAUGUAUAGGUAGCUAGCUUAGAUGAAAACCCUUUAUUUCUUUGGCUUUAGAUUAUAAGAUCCAACAAGAAUAUGCAGUUGUAGGACUGAAGAGAAGCAGGAUAAUUUGAGGAGAUUUUGAUGUUGCAUCUAAUUCAUAUUCUAUUGACAUGUUCCUACGAAACAAGAAAAAUAAAAAGGAUAAGUGAGAAGCCAGAUUUCAUGA
Molecule: messenger RNA, 2191 nt
Organism: Gossypium raimondii (Peruvian cotton)
Lineage: Eukaryota; Viridiplantae; Streptophyta; Magnoliopsida; Malvales; Malvaceae
Product: protein NRT1/ PTR FAMILY 2.11
Exons: 4
Coding region: 151-1956 (601 amino acids)
Biological process (GO): transmembrane transport
Cellular component (GO): plasma membrane
Molecular function (GO): transmembrane transporter activity
Source: RefSeq, a predicted model, not a curated record